GAAAGCUCGACGUCUCUAUAAAAAUUCAUACUCUCUUCGCGCUCGCGAAAAAUUUCUCAAAUUUCUCCAUUUCUUCGAUCAAUUUCUGGUUUUUGUUACAUGAAUUAUAAGCCGAAUUGGCCUCGGAUUUUUUCUCUUUAUUGAUUGAAGAUUGCUUGGUUCAAGUACUGCUGCGGCGAGGGAUUUAACGAAUAGUUGUUGCAGUUAAAGAUGGCUGAUCCGAGGAAUGGGGGUGGGCAGCCUUCAAAUGCAGCACGAAAUGUAUAUGCUAUUGAUAUGGAGAAGUUUAAAACACGGCUCAAGGCAUUUUAUUCGAAUUGGAAUGAGAACAAGGCUGAUUUAUGGGGGUCUUCUGAUGUUGUUGCUAUAGCAACACCUCCUCCUUCUGAGGACUUGCGGUAUCUGAAAUCAUCAGCUUUGAAUAUUUGGUUGCUUGGGUAUGAGUUUCCAGAGACUGUAAUGGUUUUUAUGAAGAAGCAGAUUCAUUUCUUAUGUAGCCAGAAGAAGGCUUCUUUGCUUGAAGUUGUGAAAAAACCUGCUAGGGAAGUUGUGGGUGUUGAUGUUGUGAUGCAUGUGAAGGCGAAGACGGACAAUGGGACUGGUUUGAUGGAAGCAAUAUUCCGUGCUAUUCGUUCUCAGUCAGGUGCUGAUGGACAAGUUGCACCUGUUGUUGGACACAUUGUGAGAGAGGCUCCUGAAGGAAGUCUUUUGGAAACCUGGUCUGAGAAAUUGAAGGGUGCAGGUUUUGAGCUUGCUGAUGUAACUAAUGGGUUGUCUGAUUUGUUUGCUGUUAAGGAUGCUGAUGAGCUCAUUAAUGUGAAGAAGGCUGCUUUUUUGACUUUUAGUGUAAUGAACAAUGUUGUGGUGCCAAAGCUUGAGAAUGUUAUUGAUGAGGAGAAAAAUAUCAUCCAUUCUGCUUUGAUGGAUGAAGCAGAGAAGGCCAUUUUAGACCCCACCAGAGCUAAGGCAAAGUUGAAGGCAGAUAAUGUUGAUAUAUGCUACCCUCCAAUAUUUCAGAGUGGAGGAGAGUUUGAUCUCAGGCCUAGUGCUGCAAGCAAUGAUGAGCCCCUGUAUUAUGAUUCUGCCAGUGUAAUUAUAAUUGCGGUGGGAUCUCGAUACAACAGUUACUGCUCCAAUGUUGCCAGGACUUUAAUGAUAGAUGCCACUCCUUUGCAGAGCAAGGCUUAUGCUGUUCUUCUCAAGGCACAUGAAGCUGCUAUCGGAGCAUUGAAGCCUGGGAACAAACUCAGUGCUGCUUAUCAAGCUGCCCUGUCAGUGGUUGAGAAGGAGGCGCCUGAAUUGGUUCCAAAUCUGAGCAAAUCAGCUGGGACAGGCAUGGGUCUUGAGUUUCGUGAGUCGGGACUGAAUCUUAAUGCCAAGAAUGAUCGAGUGGUGAAAGCUAAAAUGGUUCUCAAUGUUUCCCUUGGUUUUCAGAACUUGCAAAAUCAGACUGAUAAUCCCAAGAUUCGGAAUUUCUCACUGUUGCUUGCAGAUACUGUUAUUGUCGGUGAUCAAAAUCCAGAUGUGGUGACUUCCAAGAGCUCAAAAGCUGUUAAGGAUGUGGCUUACUCAUUUAAUGAAGGUGAGGAAGAAGAACAAAAACCUAAAGCUAGAGCUGAGGUGAAUGGUGGGGAAAACUUGAUGUCUAAGACAACAUUGAGAUCAGAUAACGGGGAGAUCUCAAAGGAGGAGCUUCGGAGGCAGCACCAAGCAGAACUUGCCCGGCAGAAGAAUGAAGAAACUGCCAGGCGACUUGCUGGUGGAGGAAGUGCUAAUGGAGACAGUCGUGCUGCUUCAAAGACUUCAGCUGAUUUGGUGGCAUACAAGAAUGUCAAUGAUAUUCCUCCUGCUAGAGAUCUAAUGAUUCAGAUAGACCAGAAGAAUGAGGCUGUGCUUUUGCCUAUUUAUGGGAAUAUGGUGCCUUUCCAUGUUUCCACAAUCAGGACAGUUUCCAGCCAGCAGGAUACCAACAGGACCUGUUACAUUCGAAUCAUUUUUAAUGUUCCUGGGACAGCUUUUAAUCCACAUGACUCCAACUCAUUGAAGCACCAGGGAGCUAUUUAUCUGAAGGAGGUUUCUUUUCGCUCAAAGGAUCCUAGGCAUAUAAGUGAAGUGGUACAGCUUAUCAAGACACUUAGACGGCAUGUUAUGGCCAGGGAAUCAGAGAGGGCUGAGAGGGCAACCUUGGUUACACAGGAGAAACUACAGCUUGCAGGGAAUAGAUUCAAGCCAAUUAGGUUGACUGACCUUUGGAUUCGUCCUGUUUUUGGUGGCCGUGGAAGAAAGUUGCCUGGUUCUCUUGAAGCCCAUGUUAAUGGGUUCCGAUAUUCUACUAGCAGAGCUGAGGAGCGUGUGGAUAUUAUGUUUGCAAACAUCAAACAUGCAUUUUUCCAGCCUGCAGAGAAGGAAAUGAUCACUCUCCUGCACUUCCAUCUUCACAACCACAUUAUGGUGGGAAACAAGAAGACAAAGGAUGUGCAGUUUUAUGUUGAGGUGAUGGAUGUGGUCCAGACUUUGGGAGGUGGAAAGAGGUCUGCCUAUGACCCAGAUGAGAUUGAAGAAGAGCAGCGGGAAAGAGAGAGGAAGAAUAAGAUCAAUAUGGAUUUUCAGAGCUUUGUAAAUCGGGUGAAUGACCUUUGGGCCCAGCCCCAAUUUAGUGGACUUGACCUUGAGUUUGAUCAGCCUUUGAGAGAGCUUGGCUUCCAUGGAGUGCCCCACAAGGUUACAUCUUUCAUCGUCCCCACUUCAAGCUGCCUGGUUGAGUUAGUUGAGACUCCUUUCCUUGUAGUCACCCUGAGUGAGAUUGAGAUUGUCAAUUUGGAGAGAGUUGGGCUUGGACAGAAAAACUUUGACAUGACCAUUGUCUUCAAGGACUUCAAGCGUGAUGUCCUCAGGAUUGACUCUAUUCCAUCAACGGCACUUGAUGGCAUCAAAGAAUGGCUUGACACAACAGAUAUCAAGUAUUAUGAGAGCAGAUUGAAUCUGAACUGGCGACAGAUACUAAAGACAAUCACUGAUGACCCACAGAGCUUCAUUGAUGAUGGCGGGUGGGAAUUUCUGAAUUUGGAAGCUAGCGAUUCAGAUUCUGACAACUCAGAGGAUUCAGACCAGGGUUACAUACCAUCAGAUGCAGAACCUGACUCUGAGACGGAGGAGGAAGACUCUGAUAGUGAAUCACUUGUGGAGUCUGAGGACGAUGAAGAGGAUGAUUCCGAGGAAGACUCAGAGGAAGAAAAGGGUAAGACAUGGGAGGAGCUGGAGAGGGAAGCAAGCAAUGCAGACAGGGAAAAGGGUGAUGAUUCAGACAGUGAGCAGGAGAGGAACAGAAGGAAAGCAAAGGCUUUUGGGAAGUCUCGAGCCCCUCCUAGACCCGCUCCUAGAAUGCCCAAGCGCCCCAAGUUCCGAUAGGUUUGAUUGGAAACAUCAACGUUCCUUUUCUUGUUUAUGUUUCUAGCAGGAAGCUGCAGCAGCUGCCUUAGAAUGCAGGCCUCUAACUUGGGUUAGAACUAUUGAUAGUGGUAGUUUCUAAGAUUUUGUCUUUAUUUUAAUCAUUGCCUUUUGGUCAUUAAGUAGGAGUUUUGCUGGGAAUGCGACCAAUCCCUAACAAACCUUAGCUGUUGCGUCACCACAAUUGCGCUGUCAUUAAAAUCUUUGUUAUUAUUAUCUUCGUCUGUUUUGUCCUUGUGUUCUUGUUCUUGUAAUACCAUAAUGCACGAUAUGGAAAUGCUGUUCAAUAAAUAUUUGUUGAUAUCCAA
Messenger RNA from Populus euphratica (Euphrates poplar), 3755 nucleotides. RefSeq names its product FACT complex subunit SPT16-like. Gene Ontology annotation, cellular component: FACT complex. Gene Ontology annotation, molecular function: nucleosome binding. Lineage: Eukaryota; Viridiplantae; Streptophyta; Magnoliopsida; Malpighiales; Salicaceae. Bases 211 to 3408 code for a protein of 1065 amino acids. The record is from RefSeq and is a predicted model, not a curated record. Gene Ontology annotation, biological process: transcription elongation by RNA polymerase II. The transcript is spliced from 4 exons.